GUCGCGUCACAUGGUCGCUCACCUACUACUAGCGUAGACACAUUUCCGCGCAGUGCGCGUUUGUCGAACUUCCAUCUCUCUCUGUCCAAACUGUACUUUACGUCGUCUCUGUCACUCGAUAGUUUGACAUUUCCGCAAUUCUCAUUCUGAGGCCGCGAUGAGUACAAUGGCCGUGGACCAUCCAUACGUCGUCAAGGCUCUGCUUGCUCUCGGAGCUAUCUCAUUCGCUAAGUUUGCUAUAAAAUCUCUCGGUGUGCUGCUUCAGACCUUUGUGCUAUCCGGCAAUGAUCUGAGGAAGUAUGGAGCUGGCAAGGGCGCUUGGGCAGUGGUGACCGGCGCGUCAGAAGGCAUAGGGAGGGAGUUUGCGUUGCAAUUGGCUAAGAAGGGUUUCAAUGUCUUUGUUUCCGCGCGAAAUGCAGGUGCCCUAGCUGCGCUGGUUGCUGAGAUAGAGCAGGCCGGUUCGGGAGACAGGAAAGUGAAGGCAAAGUCGGUCAUCAUGGACUUCUCGCAGCUCUCUGACCAGGCACAAUGGACACGCUUCGAAAAUGAAGUGAAGGGUUUGGAUGUUGGUGUUCUCGUAAACAAUGUUGGCAGAUCGCACAAGGCACCUAUCUACUUCGCUGAAGCAGACACGGAGGAAAUUGAGGGAAUACUAAACAUCAACAUCAAUGCGACAAUGCGUGUAACGAGGAUGGUGCUCCCUGGUAUGGUGGAAAGGAAACGCGGCCUUAUCCUCAACAUGGGUUCGUUCUCGGGCACUGGCAUCCCCUCGCCGAUGCUCGCUACCUAUGCUGCUAGCAAGGCCUUCUUAUCCACAUUCACCGCAUCCCUUGCUGCUGAAGUCAAGAACCAGGGCAUUGACGUACAAUGCCUAAACACCUACUUUGUGGUGUCGAACAUGUCAAAGAUACGAAAGCCCAAUAUGACUACACCCCUUCCGAAGGACUAUGUUCGGUCUGCUUUGCAGAAGAUUGGUCUCGCAUGUGGUGCACUCUGGACUGGGCGUCCGAACGUCAGCACGCCUUACUGGAGUCAUGCGUUGUUGGACUACUUGAUGAACUUGAUUGGCUGGAAACAGCUCUUCAUCGGGUAUACACAUAAUCUCCACCGCGAUAUCCGAAAGCGAUAUCUACGCAAAGUGGCCCGAGCGGCGAAAAGCAUGUAAAAUUGGGACGUGCGAUGCGAAAGGGAAUCAUGCAUCUUUGGGUGUCAUUCUAUUACAACAAUCUUGUUGCCUCCAUGCCAUCAAUCUACAUUGACUGGAUUCCAGCUAAUCGCGCCAGCCUUGCC
Molecule: messenger RNA, 1290 nt
Organism: Laetiporus sulphureus 93-53
Lineage: Eukaryota; Fungi; Basidiomycota; Agaricomycetes; Polyporales; Laetiporaceae
Product: 3-ketoacyl-CoA reductase
Exons: 10
Coding region: 158-1165 (335 amino acids)
Biological process (GO): fatty acid elongation
Cellular component (GO): endoplasmic reticulum
Molecular function (GO): ketoreductase activity
Source: RefSeq, a predicted model, not a curated record